Amyelois transitella is the source of this 2670-nucleotide messenger RNA. It is a transcript of the gene mol, whose product is annotated as dual oxidase maturation factor 1. Gene Ontology annotation, biological process: protein transport. Gene Ontology annotation, cellular component: endoplasmic reticulum membrane. The transcript has 11 exons. Bases 320 to 1615 code for a protein of 431 amino acids. NCBI's taxonomy places the organism in Eukaryota, Metazoa, Arthropoda, Insecta, Lepidoptera, Pyralidae. The record is from RefSeq and is a predicted model, not a curated record.
GCGCUACCUGCCGGCGACCUCCGCACUUUCUAAACCGCAUCUUAUUUCCUAGUGUUAGUGGUGUGAAACAAAUUGACGUCCAGCGGAAGUCCGCUCGAGUUGUGCACGGCUGACGGUAAAGCAAGGAUAACCAACAGAUCGCGUGGCAACUGGGAUAAGACUGUCGACCGUUUUCUAAGUGCAAAUAGUGUUUAUGUAAAAACAUUACGGCGUGAGUGUUGUGAAAUGAUGAGUGAAACGCGAAGGUGACUUUACGUUAAUACGUGGAAAUGAAAAGAGAAAAGUACAAAACAAUCUUGGAACUCAGGCUGGGUGAGCGAUGAAGGGGUGGUUCGAUGCGUUUCGCGAGGAAGGCGGGCCGACCCUGUACGCGUACCACAACCGCACGGCAGUAGCGGCCGACGUGCCAGCCCUGGCGUUGGUGAUCGCAGCGCUCACGCUCUACCUCGCCUUCCUCGCUAUCUUCCCCGGCAUCAGGAAAGAGAGAUUUUCAACGUUCACCAUAGUCACCCUGAGUCUCUUCGUCGGCACUGUCAUAUUAGUGUGCAAGCACGGAUCAUCGUGGCACAUAUCCGGCGCCCGAGUCGCGCGCGCAUCUUACCGCGCGUUUUCCACCGAGCGGCUGGACUGCUGGCUAGCCGUGCACGUGGGGUUGGGCCACGUCAAUGUUACGCUUACUGCUCUGUCCUGGGGCAAUACAACGAUAGGUGACCCAGGCGUGGACUACAACGAACAGUUCCGCUGGGAAGAAGCCGGCGCUAUCCAAGAGUGGUACCGAGCUGGUCUGAGCCGGGGCCUGCCAUACCCGGUGCUGUCCAUAGCCGAGCACUUUGCGGUACAGCACGAAGGCUUCGAGUGGGGGGCGAAGUACCGCGCAGCUGGAUAUACAACGGCCACGUUGCUUUGGGCAGCAUUAGCGCUAUGGCUCCUCAUGAACUUGCUUCUCGUGGUGGUUCCUCGAUACGGGGCCUACACGAUGGCGACGUUAGGGGUCACCCUGUGCGCCGCGGCGGGGGGCUACUGGGCGUCCCUGCCGACCGCGCCGCUCAUAGUCAGGCUCGACGGGGCCAUGCUUUUCUUCUCGCUAGGCUGGUGCUUCUGGCUAGUUUUAAUUUCUGGAAGCAUAUGUGUAGUAGUAGGGUUACUGAUAGCAGCUGUAGACCUGAUGUGGCCACACAAGUUCUCCACGGUGCUCGAAGUGGAUUAUGAUACGCCGUAUGACCGGCAUGUUCUAAUUGUGGACAGCAGUCGACAGCGUGCACGGCCGCCACAGCCUUCACUGCCUACCAGGAUACUUAGGAGGUUAUCAUCUAAAACAAGAGACGUGGGUAACGUUUCCAUGUCGGUGGUGAACGAGAGUGACCGUGGCAGGGACAACCCCGCCUUUCAGCAUGAGCAACGCAAACCCAACUCCCCGUGGAGGUAUCCGCUUUUCAGAAGACAGAUCGACAGGGCAGACUCCGCGUCCAGUCUCGGUUCGAGUGUAAAUGGUAACAGUUCCGGAAUCAAGAUGUCGCCUCUGGGAAACAGCACCCUUGGAUCACCGCCAUCCAUCCCUAUUCACAGGUUUAGGCCUCAGAUUCCUGCAGCAGAACGAGUCAAAGAUAUGUGGUGAAGAUGAACUGACGUAAAUUUAUAACAGUUGAAUAAUUAAUUUGUAACUUAGUGCCAGGAGUGAGCGUCGGAAAGUGAAAAACCGAACUACUGAUCUCGUGUGACGGACGUACCAACGUUACCUACUCGACCAUCAAAAUUAGACUUGCGAAUUUAAUGCUUCAGUAUUAAAUCCAUAAGUCUAAUGGUGGACAUGAUAAACUUUAGUAAUUACAUAAUGAUAAACCAAUGUGUCCGUCGGUUAAAUGUAAAUCGAUCGAUUUGUAAAUAUGUAAAUUAUUAGUUAGUGCCGUAAUUAAAUUGCAAUGAAUCCGUCCAGUGUCAUAAACUAUAAAGUCUAGAUAUAAAAAUAAAUAUUGCAUUCCCCUUAAUAAUUGUUACCUCUUAGAAAAAAUAAAUAUAGUAAAAACACAAAUCAUCAGCAACAAUCAUCGACACACAAGUGAAUACUUUGUGCCAUGUCAAAAAUAAUUAGAUCAUAGACAAAAAUAACAAAAAUACACCAACGAAUAAAUUAACUUUUGAUAAAAUCUUAAGCCCAUGGCAUAAAAAAUAAGUGUUUUCUUUAUAAGGUAGUUCUGUUCUUAAUGAAAGUGGCCUACAGUUAUUUCCGCAUCGUCGUACACGAUGAUAAGUAUUAUUUAUUUAAUCCAUCAAUUCAUAAAAUAUAUUUUAAACCCAAAAAUAAUGUAAAAGUAUCCUUGUUCUCUUCCAUUAUACCUAAUUGUUUGUACGUGCCUACUUGACAAUGCGUUGUAUUGACUAUUACUACUAGAACGAAGUCAUUUAGCAUUAAAUUUAAUAGGUUUAAGUUAUUUAUUUAAAACUUAUCUACGUUGUGGUCGGACGUACGAAUAAAAUGUGAUACUAAAGUUUGAAUGUUUGUAAAUCACAAUUUUAUCUUCUACGUCAUAAGUUUUUGCAAUAUUAACAUCACAGGUCAUUUUCAAUGUUGCGAAAAUGUGUUUGCAACAGUGAAAGGGCCUUUUUUAAAAUAUAAAAGUGAGAAUUUCAAGAGUGAGUGUAAAAAUGUAUUUAUUGUGAUUGAUAAAAAUA